Colletotrichum truncatum is the source of this 1464-nucleotide messenger RNA. Its product is annotated as toxin biosynthesis protein. NCBI's taxonomy places the organism in Eukaryota, Fungi, Ascomycota, Sordariomycetes, Glomerellales, Glomerellaceae. The record is from RefSeq and is a predicted model, not a curated record.
AUGGAGUCGUUUCUUGGGAAUUUUACUCUCGAAAACCUGAAUUUUGUCAACACCACCCUGAGUAACACGAGCCUAGAUGGCUACAACUAUGAGCCUCUUACGAACGAUUUCGUCGCGAACAAAUCAGAAUUACAACGACGCUACGAUGCAUACAUAGCAUCUAAAGAGUCAUCUCCCUGGAGCGCGUACAUCUGGCCUGUCUCCAUAUACAUCGUUGGCCUCUCAUGCGUCGCCGCCGCCAUCAACGCUCGAGAAAAGCAUCGAGCACCCUUCGUCUUCGCUUUCAUGGCCAUUGGCUUCGAAAUUCUGCGGCAUGUCGGCGGGAUGAAACUCCACUAUGCGAUGAAAGACACUCUUUUGAAAGCCAUCAUCAUUCAAGUCAUGGGCGCUGUGGUUAUGAUUCUCCGGGAGAAGUUCGUCCUCACUGAAGAGCAGCUGAGGCUCCCCUGGAAAGAGCGCGCUAUUGCAACGUAUAAGAUCUUGUGGAACGGGCGCUUCAUCCAGACCCCUCGCCCAGCUCCCGUUUACCAUCUCAUAAAGGAGAAAGAAGGAAACACAACUCCCAAUAGGAAGAAAAGCACGAAAAACAACUUUGAUACAACGACUGUGAAUUGCGAUGGGAUGACAACCAACUCAACUCUGAAAGAUUCAACUGCACCAACUGAAAUUUGGAGCUUUGCUCGCCAUCAAAUGAUUCAGCUCUGGGCAAGCCACCGCUUCCGCUGGCUUCUCAAGUCCGCAAUCCAUCUCGUCCUCGUCGUAUUCAUCGACGAUUUCAAGAGCGCACUUGUUCUGAGAUAUCUCCGAUUCGGCUACAGCGACGUCACAGAAGAGAAACGCUUCAUCAUACUCCGUCUGAUCCAGGGCAAGGACGUCCCCCUGCGAGAAACAAUCAUACGCUGCUACUUCGCCUUCGAGGGGAUAUGGGGCGCUUACAACUGGUUCACGCGUGUCCACCUCGCCUGCGCUCUCUUCUUCGUCGGCAUCGGUAUCGACGAGCCCGAGGAAUGGCCACCCAUGUUCGGCGACAUCAGGCAGGCGUGGAAUUUGCGCCGCUUCUGGAGCAAGUACUUUGACCGUCUCAUAUAUCGGAGCGUCGCCGGGUGGGCAGAGAUGAUUCUGGAGUUCACCGGCUUCGGACAGCGCCCCUUCCGAGGCAAGAAGCGUUGGGUGCUGAACGGUAUCAUAUUUACCAUCAGCGGCGUGUUUCAUGGCUACACUGACCUGCUGAAUGGUAUGGGCUGCGCCUUUUGGUGGGAAAUUGCGUGGUGGGUUGGGAACUUUGUCGCGAUAUGCGGCGAGACGGCAUUGAUAUCUGCUAUGAGGAACUUAUGCCCUCGGGUCUACUCCGCAUUGAGCGGCAAGAUUGGAAAAACUAUUGGAUUCAUGUGGGUGUGGUGCUGGCUGUGGUGGUCUGCCCCCAUAAACCAGUUUGUCGCUAUCAGAUGCAUGCCUCGGUACUGA